Molecule: messenger RNA, 744 nt
Organism: Acyrthosiphon pisum (pea aphid)
Lineage: Eukaryota; Metazoa; Arthropoda; Insecta; Hemiptera; Aphididae
Exons: 2
Coding region: 8-352 (114 amino acids)
Source: RefSeq, a predicted model, not a curated record
CGGUACAAUGUUGGGAAAUUUGAUAAAUAUCUGUUUGUUUGGAGAUAAUAUUAAUAAGGCUACUGAAAUUAUUGUAAAACUGCAUAAAAAUCAAAAUGAAAUCAUUGGAAUUCCAGAUAGUCUUACAAUUGCUACAUUUUUAGACUAUUGCAUUGAAAAGAACUAUUUCAAUGAAUUAUUAAAAUGCAUUGAAUACUCUUUAGAAGUCAACUAUCUUGAACUAGAUGAUUUCAUUUCAAAAAUUAUGACAAAAAUGACUUUGUCACCAAUGCAGCGUGCACAUUUAUCAAAAUUGGUUGGAACUGAACAUUAUGUUGAAAUUGAAAAUAAAAUUGAAUUUGUUAGUAGUUAAGUUUGUUUUUAUUUUAAAAUUAAACUUUAGUAAAUAUUACUUACUAUGAUUUUUUACUUCUAUAUUAUUUGAUGUUUCUGUUGAAUAUACUUUGUACUAAAAAAUAGUAUCAUAAUAUGUUAGAUCCUUUAUUUUAACAAUAAUUGUAAUUCAUUUAUUUAUACAUUUUACUAAGUUUGUUUUAAACAUUAAAAAUUAGUUCCUUAUUGGGUUUUUUAAUAUGUAUUAAUUUUAAUAGUUAUGCAAAUACUACAGAUAAAAAUCUGCCUUCACAUAAACUUGUUAAAUUUAUCAACAAAAUAUUUACAACAAAUUAAUCAUACAUACAUACAUACACACAUUACAAAUGUAUGUAAAAUAUCUUUUCUACAAUAAAAUGUAUACAACAUGAA